GCCAUUAAAAAAUAAAUGAAAUUUCAAUGUUGUUCAUAAGCACCGCACCACUUGAGAGUGAUAGAACUGAGAGAAACAAUGGAGAAGAUCGAGCACACGACGAUCUCCACCAACGGCAUCAACCUCCACGUGGCUUCAAUCGGUUCAGGUCCAGCGAUCCUCUUCCUCCACGGCUUCCCCGAUCUCUGGUACUCUUGGCGCCGCCAGCUCCUCUCUCUCGCCGACUUAGGCUACCGCGCGAUCGCCCCCGAUCUCCGAGGAUACGGCGAUUCCGACUCUCCCCCGUCUCAUGAAUCGUACACCGUGCUCCACGUCGUCGGAGACCUCGUCGGGUUGCUGGACUCGCUCGGCGUUGACCGGGUGUUCCUCGUGGGGCACGACUGGGGAGCGAUCGUCGCGUGGUGGAUGUGUAUGAUCAGGCCUGAUCGAGUCAAGGCGCUGGUGAACACGAGCGUAGUGUUUAAUCCGAGGAAUCCUUCUGUGAAGCCUGUUGAUGCGUUUAAGGCCUUGUUUGGUGAGGAUUACUAUAUCUGCAGGUUUCAGGAGCCUGGAGAGAUUGAGGAAGACUUUGCUCAAGUUGAUACGAAGAAGUUAAUAAACAGAUUCUUCACAUCGCGUAAUCCACGCCCACCUUGCAUUCCCAAAUCACUUGGUUUCAGAGGUUUACCUGAUCCACCUGCGUUGCCUGCUUGGCUCACUGAGGAAGACGUCAGUUUCUAUGCAGAAAAAUUUAGCCAAAAAGGCUUCACUGGUGGACUAAACUACUAUCGCGCCAUGAACCUAAGCUGGGAACUAACGGCUCCAUGGGCCGGUCUACAGAUCAAGGUCCCUGUGAAAUUCAUUGUGGGUGAUCUAGACAUUACAUACAACAUCCCUGGAACAAAGGAAUACAUACAUGAAGGUGGUUUGAAGAAACAUGUUCCAUUUCUACAAGAAGUGGUGGUAAUGGAAGGUGUUGGUCACUUCCUUCAGCAAGAGAAGCCCGACGAAGUCACUGACCAUAUCUAUAGCUUCUUCAGUAAAUUCUGAACCUGCGAAAUCAAGUUCUCAGAGGCGCUUUCUUACUUGGUGCGAGCCUCCACUUGUAAUGGAUUUGAAAUGAAAGGAUAAUGUGUAUUUACUUGUUUAAUAAUUCGAAAUUUAUAAGAAAGUUCCAAGUAUAGCAGAAAUCUGGUAAGACAUUAUACUUGUGAAUAAGUAAGAAAAUCUAUUAUCUUUUGUAUUAUUAUGAUUGGAGGAGAUUA
Brassica rapa (field mustard) is the source of this 1244-nucleotide messenger RNA. Its product is annotated as epoxide hydrolase A. NCBI's taxonomy places the organism in Eukaryota, Viridiplantae, Streptophyta, Magnoliopsida, Brassicales, Brassicaceae. The record is from RefSeq and is a predicted model, not a curated record. Gene Ontology annotation, molecular function: catalytic activity.